GUCCAUGGCGAUGGCCAGACCCUUCAUCUUCAAAGCCUGUCUCCUUUCCGCCGAAACUGCGAACCUCUUGAAGAAGAACCGCAUGGACCCGAAGCCCUUUUCAGAAAAAGACCAGUUUUUUUCAACAAAAGCCGAAAAGGUCACCACCAAUGGUGCAGCGAACAUAAGCCUUCAAGAAUGGCAGGGCUGGGGCGCCAUCUCACCUCUACCUGCCAUGGUUAUUGAAGUCAUUCAGGACUUGAAGCUUCUGGAGAAAGAUAUUGGAGCUCAUUUGGAUUUUGGUGGCAAUCAUGGCAAACUCCAAGGAGAUUUUAAAGUGCAAGAGGAUAAAAAGCAUAGGGCAAAGUUUCAAUCUUUAGGAAAUUCUGAGAAGAAGCUCCAAUUCUUUUCAGCUCGUCAAAUAGCAUGCCGCUUACUCGGUAGUAGAGGAUAUCUCUGUCAGAAGUGCUGGCUUCCCAUGGAAGAUUGCAUGUGUUCAAGACUUCUGCCUUUUCCUCUUUGGCAUCGGAUACGUUUUUGGUUGUAUAUGCAUCCAAAGGAUUUUUUACGACAGAACAACACGGGAAAGUUGUUAUGUCAAGUGUUUGGCACCCAUGCUGCAACUUUGUGUCUCUUUGGCAUUUCUGAACUUGAAGAAAUCAUGUGGAGUGCAUUGAACUUUUCAGGGAGAAGAAAUGUUUGGUGUCUCUACCCUAAUAAGAAUGCUAUGCCGAUGUCUGUUCAGGACACAUUCAUUCAAAAUUCCUCCAGGGAUCAUCAGUCUGAACAGAAUUCGGUACUUGGAGAUGAAAGAAUUAAUUUUAUUUUGAUUGAUGGUACAUGGAGCAAUUCCCAAGCAAUGUUCAAGCGUUUAAAGGAUAAAGCACAGGUAGUUUGGGGAGAAGACCUUCCUUGCAUCUCUCUGAAUGCAGGGGUAUCUCUAAUGCACAAACUUAGACCACAACCCUCAUGGGACCGUACCUGCACAGCAGCAGCAGCAGUUGGUCUCCUUUAUGAGCUUCAUCUUGUUCCUGAGUUCAGCUCUCAUGGACUGGAUAGUCAGGCUGAAGCUAUCGAAGAUGCUUUAGAGAUUCUGUUUGAAUCACUUACAGCUCGAAGACUUCGUAUGGGGAGGUCCAUCAGCCGAAAGGAGAGACAUUACAGCAACCUCUGCUAGAAACAAGCAUUUCUUCUACAAUUUUGGCGGAGACUUUUUCCCUUCAAUUGAGGCAGCGCCUGCAUACUAACUGAUUAGGUUAUAAGAGGUGAGAUCCUUGCUAAUUUCUAGUAUUACAGAAAGGAAAUACAAAGUGACUGAGAUCAAAGAACUUCGGUGGCCGGGCAGUGAUUUUAUCAGACUAUACAGAUUCAGAUUUUUUUGCACAAUGUUUUGAUGCUGAAAUUUCAGACACGUUUUUGGACAUAUUGUCUUACGGAUUAAAAGACUGAUAGAAAGAAUUAAUGUAUUGGCUCUGAAUAAUAAAGCCAAGUUAAUUAUGGAGUUUGGAUUAAAGAUAGA
Messenger RNA from Coffea eugenioides, 1498 nucleotides. RefSeq lists its product as uncharacterized. The transcript is spliced from 8 exons. The record is from RefSeq and is a predicted model, not a curated record. The coding region runs from base 5 to 1156 and encodes 383 amino acids. Lineage: Eukaryota; Viridiplantae; Streptophyta; Magnoliopsida; Gentianales; Rubiaceae.